CAAAAUCAGAUAUCAGAAACUAAAUUAUGGAGAAAAAAGGCAAGCUGGUAAUAGGAGGAGUUUCAAUUGUCCUUGUUGUUGGCGUCGUGAUUGGUCUUGUGGCUGUGGUUUGCACUAGGAAGAGUCACAAGGACCAACUUUCUACAAGUUCUAAGGCCGUCGCUGCAAUUUGUGAGCCAACUGAUUACAAGGAAGCAUGCAUCAACAGCCUUAGCAAAGUUGCGAAAAAUGAAAGCGCCACGGCUAAAGACCUCAUCCAAGCAGCCAUUGAUUCCACCAUUUCAACAGUGAAGUCUGCAAUAGACAAUUCUGGCAACAUUGCCAAAUCAUUUAGCAAUCUCAAUUCCACAGGAAAAAUGGCAAUGGAUGAUUGCAAGGACUUGUUGGAAUCGGCAAUUGCUGAUCUUCAAGCUUCGUUUUCAUACGUAGGGGACGGUGAUAUGCACACAAUGCAUGACAGAGAGGAUGAGCUGAAAAAUUGGUUGAGUGCUGUGAUAUCAUUCCAACAAUCAUGCCUUGAUGGGAUUCCUCAAGAAGAGCUCCAAAAACAGAUGAAAGAUGGGCUUCUCAAUGCCACGCAGCUGACGAGCAAUGCCUUAGCAAUUGCUUCCUCAAUUUCUGAGAUCUUACAAAGCUUCAACAUCACUUUAAACAAAGAUUUAAGGAAUCCAAGCAGCUCCCGAAGACUUCUCGAGCACAAUAAUGAUGAGCAAGGCCAGUACCCUAGUUGGUUUCGCGCUGCAGACAGGAGGCUAUUGGCAAGUCAGAGCAACGGGCAGGUUAGACCAAAUGCGGUAGUGGCAAAAGAUGGAAGUGGACAAUACAAAACAAUUGGUGCGGCUCUUGCUGCAUACCCUAAGGGGCUUAAGGGAAGAUAUAUCAUAUAUGUGAAGGCUGGGAUUUACAAUGAGUACAUUACUGUUACCAAGGACCAGGUCAAUGUGUUCAUGUAUGGAGAUGGACCCCGGAAGACCAUGGUCACUGGAAGUAAAAGCUGGGCUGAUGGCAUCACCACCCAGAACACCGCCACAUUCGCCGCAAUUGGAAGUGGGUUUCUAGCCAAGGCAAUGGGAUUUCAGAACACAGCAGGCGCCCAGAAGCAUCAGGCAGUGGCACUCCGAGUCCAGUCGGAGAUGUCAGCCUUCUUCAACUGUAGAAUGGAUGCGUACCAAGACACAUUGUACGUCCAAACGCAUCGCCAGUUCUAUCGCAACUGUGUCAUUUCCGGCACAGUUGACUUCAUCUUCGGUGACUCACCAACACUCAUCCAGAACUGUUUGAUCAUAGUGAGAAAGCCUAUGGACGGCCAGCAAAACACUGUGACUGCUCAGGGAAGACAGGACAAGAGGGAAACCACAGGCAUUGUCAUCCAGAACUGCAGGAUAGUCCCCGAACAGGCUCUGUUCCCAACGAGGUUCAAGACUAAGUCAUACUUAGGGAGGCCAUGGAAGACAUACUCAAGGGCUGUGAUCAUGGAAUCAGAACUAGGAGACUUCAUACAACCAGCAGGGUGGCUGGAAUGGAGUGGCAACUUUGCACUUGAUACUCUGUAUUUUGCAGAGUAUGGGAACCGGGGUCCGGGGGCUGUGACCAACGGAAGGGUGAGAUGGAAGGGAUUUCAUGUGAUCCGGAACAGAAAUGAGGCUCUUCAAUUCACUGCAGGUCCUUUUCUAUUGGGUGACCAGUGGUUGAGAAACACAGGCGUGCCUUACUUCACUGGUUUGAAACAUUAGCUCAUGAUAUCCCAUUUCAGCCCAAUUAACUACUCAUCAUGAGACAUGAAGAUGAGGAGGAUUAGCUGCCUCAUUGAUUUGAAUUGAAAUAAACAAGUUUAAUCUGAAGAUGGAUGGAUGGAUGGAUGGAUGUUUGGAUGAGAGAGAGGAUGGCGCUGUUGAUUGUCACCCCCCGCUAGUGAUAACAGAUAAGGAGCCCUUUUGUCCCUGCGCAUUGUUUGCAUAUUGCUGUAUGUAUCUGUACAGUUUUUCAGUACCUUUUUGCAUAGCAUUUUUAUGUACCCAAAUGCCCUUUCUCUGUAUAUACAUUUCAUCAUAGUAAAUACAUAUGCUUUGCUUACUCA
Molecule: messenger RNA, 2077 nt
Organism: Prunus mume (Japanese apricot)
Lineage: Eukaryota; Viridiplantae; Streptophyta; Magnoliopsida; Rosales; Rosaceae
Product: pectinesterase-like
Biological process (GO): cell wall modification
Molecular function (GO): enzyme inhibitor activity; pectinesterase activity
Source: RefSeq, a predicted model, not a curated record